This is a messenger RNA of Musa acuminata subsp. malaccensis (wild Malaysian banana), 2732 nucleotides long. RefSeq names its product linoleate 9S-lipoxygenase A. Gene Ontology annotation, biological process: lipid oxidation. Lineage: Eukaryota; Viridiplantae; Streptophyta; Magnoliopsida; Zingiberales; Musaceae. The record is from RefSeq and is a predicted model, not a curated record. Gene Ontology annotation, molecular function: protein binding; oxidoreductase activity, acting on single donors with incorporation of molecular oxygen, incorporation of two atoms of oxygen; metal ion binding.
UCCUCAUCUCUCUGGCUCCUGUUGUACGAUGACGCUACUUGGAGACAUGCUGAGUCACAUCGUCGGCGGCGGGUCGCAUGGGGUGAAGGUGAGAGGAACGGUGGUGUUGAUCCGGAAGAACGUCCUCGGCUUCAACGAUUUCGGCGGCACCGUCAUCGACAACGUGCUCGAGCUCCUCGGCCGAUGCAUCUCCUUCCAGCUCAUCAGCGCCACCGUCGGCGACCCUAAUAAUGGGAAUCGAGGGGUCGUCGGGGAGGAGGCAUAUUUGGAACAGCACAUCACUUUGUUGCCCUCCCUCGCUGCCGGCGAAACUGCUUACCACGUGACGUUCCACUGCGAGGAGAAAAACGGGAUUCCCGGCGCCGUUAUCGUCAAGAACAACCUCGGCUCCGAGUUCUUCCUCAAGACCUUGACGCUCGAGGACUUCCCCGGCAAGGGCCGCAUCCACUUCGUCUGCAACUCCUGGGUCUACCCGGCCGGCAAGUACAAAUACGACCGCGUCUUCUUCGCUAACACCACGUAUCUUCCGGGAGACACACCACUGCCGCUGAAACUAUACAGGGAAGAAGAACUCUGUAACCUGAAGGGAGAUAACGUCGCCGGGAAGCUGCAGGAAUGGGACCGCGUCUACCGUUACGACUACUACAACGAUCUCGGUAGCCCAGACAAGUCCAAGGACUUGGCUCGGCCCAUCCUCGGAGGGACGCCGGAGCACCCUUACCCUCGCCGUGGGAGAACCGGCCGGCCACCGACAAAGACUGAUCCCAAGUCGGAGAGCAGGCUGCCGCAGCUGGACCUGAACAUUUACGUGCCCCGGGAUGAGCACUUCGGACACCUUAAGAUGGCCGAUUUCCUCACGUAUGCCCUCAAGGGCGUCGUCGCAGGAGUGCUCCCCGUGCUGCAAGCCAUUGCGGACGUAACCCCGAAGGAGUUCGACUCGUUCGAGGACGUGCUGAAGCUCUACGAGGGCGGCCUUCCGGUGCCCCACACUCCCCUGCUUGAGGAGCUCCGACAGCGAGUUCCAUUUGAGAUGAUACGGGAGCUGCUGCGCGUCGAGGGUGGCCAGGGCCUGCUCAAGCUCCCUAAGCCCCAAGUAAUCCAAGUGGAUAAGACUGCGUGGCGAACCGAUGAAGAGUUUACUCGCGAAAUGCUUGCCGGUUUGAACCCGGUGGUCAUCAGGCGUCUCGAGGAGUUCCCUCCCACGAGCAAGCUUGAUCCUUGCAAGUAUGGCGACCAUACCAGCACGAUAACUGCAGCCCACAUAGAGCACCACCUUGACGGACUCACCGUGCAUCAGGCACUGGAGCAGAACAAGCUCUUCAUCUUGGAUCAUCAUGAUGCAUACAUCCCCUACCUCAACCGCAUCAACGCUCUCGCCGUCAAAGUAUAUGCCUCCAGAACUCUGUUGUUCCUGAGGCAGGACUCCACGCUAAAGCCAUUGGCGAUCGAGCUCAGCUUGCCUCACCCGGACGGAGAGCAGCAUGGCGCCGUCAGCAAGGUGUACACACCGGCUGAAAGCGGCGUGGAAGGAUCGAUCUGGCAGCUGGCGAAGGCCUACGCCGCCGUCACCGACUCCGGCUACCAUGGCCUCAUCAGCCACUGGCUCAACACACACGCGGUGAUGGAGCCAUUCGUGAUCGCGACGCACAGACACCUGAGCGUGAUCCACCCGAUCCACAAGCUUCUGUCGCCGCACUACCGCGACACGAUGACCAUCAACGCCUUGGCACGGCAGACCCUCAUCCCCGCCGGCGGCAUAUUCGAGUUGACGGUCUUCCCAGGGAGGUACGCGUUGGAGUUGUCUUCCACGGUCUACAAGAGUUGGAAUUUCCGGGAGCAGGCUCUCCCCGCUGAUCUGAUCAAGAGAGGAGUUGCGGUGAAGGACCGAGACGACAAGCUCUGCCUACUGAUCGAGGAUUACCCUUAUGCCGUGGACGGACUUCAGAUAUGGCAUGCGAUCGAGACAUGGGUCGGAGAGUACUGUGCAAUCUACUACCCGACGAACGACGUCGUGAAAGCUGACGCCGAGCUACAGGCCUGGUGGAAGGAGGUCCGCGAGGUCGGCCAUGGCGACAAAAAGGACGAGCCCUGGUGGCCAGCCAUGCUCACAACAUCCGAGCUAAUCGAGGCAUGCACCACCAUAAUCUGGAUCGGUUCUGCGCUCCACGCCGCCAUCAACUUCGGGCAGUAUCCCUACGCCGGGUACCUGCCGAACCGGCCAACCAUGAGCCGGCGCUUCAUGCCGGAGCCGGGCACGCCGGAGUACGAGGAGCUGAAGAAGAACCCGGACAAGGUGUUCCUGAAGACCAUCACCAGCCAGUUGCUCACGGUGCUGGGUCUCUCCACCAUCGAGAUCCUGUCGAACCAUGCGUCCGACGAGGUGUACCUGGGACAACGGGACACGCCGGAAUGGACGUCGGAUGAGACGGCGGUGAAGGCGUUCGAGGGCUUCGGGGAGCGACUCAAGGCAAUCGAGGCGGAGAUCAUGAAGAGGAACGGCGACCCGAGCUUGAAGAACCGCAAUGGCCCGGCCAAGAUGCCUUACACCUUGCUCUUCCCGAGCAGUGGGGUUGGGAUCACCGGCAGGGGAAUCCCCAACAGUAUCUCCAUCUAAGUCGCCUGUCGAAGACUGGAGUAGCCACGAAUAUUGUACCGAAUAAUUAAUUACUCAAAUCGCACAAUUAAAUCUGUGAUUGAUCUUUAAAUUAUAAAUUGAUUGAGGAUAUAAAAUA